AAUUUAUUUACCCGGAGUUACCCUGGACUCGUCUCUAGUCAAAUCGUCUCUUUCGACAUCGGUGUUACUCUCUAUCACGAUCGCGAUGUGAGCUAGAGAUUUCGUUCUCCAAGUCGAUCUGUGUUAUUUAAUUUCACGUACUAUCGACAUUUUUCUUGUGUAUAACAUGCCAAUGUUAACGUACAGCGGUUGCGGUAUAGGAGUCGCAGACGCUGAAAAUGAUUCCCCAGCAGGAUCAUUAUUGUCUGGCGAGGGAGAGCUUCCGGAAGAGGCCGGUGAUUCUCCGGGUACAUCGAGGGACACCGAAGAGGAGGCAACACUCUCCGACGAGUUCUAUUCCCACGACACCGAUGACGAGGAAGAUCAAAGUAAAAGACGCCGGGAUCGUUCUAGUUCCCUAGAUGGUAUUUCGUCUUCCGGAAGUGGUCAUUUAGGAUCGCCUACACCUCGUGUAGGUAACUUAGGAGUCAGAAAAUUAUUCACCAACAGUCGUGAACGAUGGAGACAGCAAAAUGUGAGCGGCGCCUUCGCCGAGCUUCGCAAAUUGGUGCCGACACAUCCGCCGGACAAGAAACUGUCGAAGAAUGAGAUAUUAAGGAUGGCGAUCAGAUACAUAAGAUUGUUAAGCAAUGUUCUCGAGUGGCAAAAGGGUCAAGAUCGUAAUGGGAUGCAGCAACACGACGUGCGCAUCAAAUGUGAGUCGCAUCUGAACAACCAAAACCCCAUUACGUAUCAUGCGAAGUCAGCUGUAGCGUUUCUGAAACAAGAAAAACAGAAUGUGUCAGAAAAUUCUCACGUCUUCCGGAUUAAUUAUUCCGCGCAGAGGCAUAACGCGUGCGACAAGAACGGCAGCAAUUUGCUGAUGAUCGCGCCGACCGGACUAAACGUAACUAUUCCCACCGGAAAGCGCUGUGUCACGCCUUCCGUCAUCGUUACCCAAGGCAAUUUUCACAGCAACAACAAUGGAAAUCUUAUACGUUCUCCAUCGGGCGGACGGUCAUCGAAUUUCCCAAAAUCACCACAGAUUUCAUCGAACACUAAUGUGAUUUCUAAUGGAUCCUCCUCGUCUUUGACAAGUCACACAUCAGUCACAAACGGGAUAGGAUCCAGCGGAUCAAAUUGUGCUCAGAAGAGAUUCAAGAUUGAGCGAGAUGAGGAGGAACAGGCUUCGAGGGAUUGUAGAGUGCCGCCGCCGCCUGCUCAUAGUAUACCGAUUAGAAAGAGAGUCAAAGUCGCCUUCGUUAAGGAAUCCAGUUCAGGAUUUCGCGGUGAUUUGUGUAGCGCGGAUCGCAAAUGAAUAAUUGAUGAGAGAUACCUAUUCGAGAAAUGAUCGAUUUACUUUAAGCAUACGUACAUUGUGUAAAUAUUUUUUUCUUGCUGUAUUUGACAAUAAUUAGUACGAUACAAUAUCAAAUGACUUCUUGAAAUGAAGAGAUUUUUU
Messenger RNA from Cataglyphis hispanica, 1441 nucleotides. RefSeq lists its product as uncharacterized. Gene Ontology annotation, biological process: regulation of transcription by RNA polymerase II. The record is from RefSeq and is a predicted model, not a curated record. Gene Ontology annotation, molecular function: protein dimerization activity; RNA polymerase II cis-regulatory region sequence-specific DNA binding; DNA-binding transcription factor activity, RNA polymerase II-specific. The coding region runs from base 167 to 1297 and encodes 376 amino acids. Lineage: Eukaryota; Metazoa; Arthropoda; Insecta; Hymenoptera; Formicidae. The transcript has 5 exons.